Messenger RNA from Rhea pennata, 720 nucleotides. Its product is annotated as adenylate cyclase type 10-like. The transcript is spliced from 4 exons. Gene Ontology annotation, cellular component: cytoplasm. Gene Ontology annotation, molecular function: adenylate cyclase activity. The annotation marks the transcript as partial. Lineage: Eukaryota; Metazoa; Chordata; Aves; Rheiformes; Rheidae. The record is from RefSeq and is a predicted model, not a curated record.
AUGGAGUGGGGGGUUACUGCGGAGCUGUGCCGGGAGUCGCGUGGCCGCAGCGUUCCUCGUCCGCGGCUGGAUUUGUGCUGCCGCCAGGUCCAGAAGCCGCCGGACGUGCUGGGGGCUUCUGGGACGGAGGCUUCAGCAGCGGCCGCGUGCUGGCGCGCCGGGGCGGGGAAGGAGCGCAGGAUCUGCGCCGUGAGACCUGGCGUGGACCUGCAGAACACCGUGCUUCCCCCGACCCUGAAAGGGAUUGCGCUGGCUGAGCUGGACAGCAUGAAGCCCUCCGAGCGGAUGGUGUUGAAGUGCGCAGCCAUCAUCGGGCGGACGUUCACCCCCGAGCUGCUCUUCCACGUCCUUCCCAGGUGGACCAGGACAAAGAUGUACAAGACCUUGGAUGUCCUGGUGAAAGGCAACCUCCUGAAGUGGCUGAGUGCUGACGAGGUGGCAGAGGACGGCAGCGUUGCCACCAAGGGAUCCUCCAGCUCUCUGCAGGAAGCGAGCGAUGCCCCGAAGGGGUCCGCGGGCGAGAGCGAGACCGCGAGGCUGCGGCGCGGCGUCCUGGCCUUCUGCGCCCCGCUGCUGCGGGAGGCUGCCUACGAGCUGUGGCCCAAGGCGCAGAGGGUGGCCAUGCACGGCAAGUGCGCGGCCUUCCUGGAGAGGCGGGCGCACAAGUGCCGGUGCUGCGGCGGGGGGGACUUUGUGCCCUUCCACCGCUUGGCCGUCAGC